Messenger RNA from Diorhabda carinulata, 2928 nucleotides. RefSeq names its product DNA ligase 1 (gene DNAlig1). The record is from RefSeq and is a predicted model, not a curated record. The transcript has 15 exons. Lineage: Eukaryota; Metazoa; Arthropoda; Insecta; Coleoptera; Chrysomelidae. Gene Ontology annotation, biological process: Okazaki fragment processing involved in mitotic DNA replication; lagging strand elongation; DNA repair. Bases 348 to 2870 code for a protein of 840 amino acids. Gene Ontology annotation, molecular function: ATP binding; DNA binding; DNA ligase (ATP) activity. Gene Ontology annotation, cellular component: nucleus; mitochondrion.
AAUAAAUAUCAUGGAAAAAGUAACACACAAAAAGUGAUAAAACUCAAAAGUUUUUGUAGAUCAUAUUUUAUAUUUCCACUGAAAAUUGAAAGCGAUGUUCGAAAACUGUGAUCUAUUUCUCGUUCUGGAUUAGGAUCCGCAAUCAGCUGAUUAUGAUCUACCGACAAGUCUUAUCAUUUUUCAAUGAAAAUUUUAUUUUUUUUUAGUUUAAAUUUAACAAUCGCCAAGAAAGUAUAAAUUAAAUUCCGAUAGUUACUUUUAACGGUUAUGUAAUUUAUAUGCGAAACAAAUUGACAUUUAACUAUUAACCUAAAAUAUGAGUUUGGCGGGCAAAUAAAUAAAUCAAAAUGCAAAAAACAAUUACGUCAUUUUUUAAUAAACUUCCUACCAAUAAAGAUGAUGAUAAAGAUAUUGGAAAAGAAAAACUUGAAGCUUGUAAAACAUCAAAAGUGAAAACCCCUACAAAAAAUGCGACUGAAAAUCUUAAAGAGACUUCUCUGGAAGUUAACAGUUCAAAAAGAAGAAGUAAAAGGGCAAGGGUAUUAAGUAGCGAUGAAUCUGACCAAGAAAACUCAAAUACAAACGAAUCUGAAGCAAUUGAAAAUAGCAGUGAAGAGAAAUCUUCAGAAUCUGUUACAAAGAAACAAAAAAUUGUCGAUACUGAUGUUGAAGAAAAUAAAAAACGUGCUAAAGAAAAACUAAAUAAGUCAGCAGAGUUUACAAAUAAACAAAAAACAUCACCAAAUUCAAAAACUACACCAAAAAAUAAAGAUAAGAAUGAAUAUAACAAAGCUGGUAAUAAAAAUCAAUUAGAUGUAGUUGAUAAGAAAGAAGAGAUUAAACAGGAAUCUAGAAAACUUAUGUUUGGUGUUCAAAAAUCAGAUAAUUCUACCAAGGAAGAAAAGAAAAUGUAUAAUCCAACUUUAGUAAAGUACGAUCCCAUAAAAGAUGCUAUUUGGCAACACAACGAAAGGGUACCAUACAGUGCAUUGUCCAGAACAUUUGAGGAAAUAGAAGAAAUCUCAGCAAGAUUAAAAAUCAUCGAAAUUCUAAGUAAUUUCUUUAGAUCCGUUAUAGUCUUAUCACCAGAAGAUUUACUUCCUAGUAUUUAUUUGUGUUUGAAUAAGUUAGCACCAGCUUAUGAAGGUUUGGAAUUGGGUAUAGCAGAAACCAACUUGAUGAAAGCUAUAGCUCAAUCGACUGGCCGUACCCUAGCUCAAGUUAAAGCAGAUAGCCAAGAAGUUGGAGAUCUAGGACUGGUAGCAGAAAAAUCAAAAUCCAAUCAAAGGAUGCUAUUCAAACCAGCCAAAUUAACUGUAAAAGGCGUUUUUGAUAAAUUGAAAGAAAUCGCCAGAAUGACAGGAAACGCUUCACAAGGGAAAAAAGUUGAAAAGAUCCAAUCCAUGUUUGUUGCAUGUCAAGAUUCUGAAGCUAGAUUUUUGAUAAGAUCUUUAGCUGGAAAAUUGAGAAUUGGACUUGCCGAACAGUCAGUUUUGCAAGCAUUAGCUCUUGCUUGUGCUACUACUCCACCAGGACAAGAAUAUUCACCCAGUAUCCUCAACAAAGCAAAAGAUUUAGGAAAUGAUAAAUUUAAGGCGCUUUAUGAUAAGUACAGUCUUAUUUUGAAGACCGCUUAUUGUGAAUGUCCCAGCUAUGAUAAAAUAAUACCAGUUAUAUUGAAAACUGGUUUGGAAAGUUUACCAGAACAUUGUAAAAUUACACCCGGUAUACCUUUGAAACCCAUGUUGGCUCAUCCGACGAAGGGGGUUCAAGAGGUUCUUCAAAGAUUCGAUGGGUUGAAAUUUACUUGCGAAUGGAAAUAUGACGGUGAAAGGGCACAAAUACAUAUUGAUGAUAAAAAAAUCAAUAUAUUUAGUAGAAAUCAAGAAGAUAACACUUCCAAAUACCCUGAUAUAAUCUCUAAAGUAGAAAAGUGUCGUACGGAAGGAGUGGAAUCUUGUAUAUUAGAUGGUGAAGUAGUUGCGUGGGAUAAAGUGAAAAAACAAAUUUUACCUUUCCAGAUACUUAGUACAAGAAAGAGAAAGGAUGCCAAUGAGGCGGAUAUAAAGGUACAAGUGUGCGUUUUCAUGUUUGAUUUGUUAUAUUUGAACGGGGAACCAUUGGUGAGAAAACCAUUUUCCGAACGCAGAGAUCUUUUAAAAAAACACUUUAGAGAAGUGGAAGGAGAAUGGAUAUUCGCUAAAAAUAUGGAUACGACCGUCAUGGAAGAAGUAGAAGAAUUUUUGGAUGAAAGUAUCAAGGGUAAUUGUGAAGGUUUGAUGGUAAAAACUUUAGACCAAGAUGCCACCUAUGAAAUUGCUAAACGAUCUCACAAUUGGUUGAAGUUGAAGAAAGACUAUUUGGAUGGUGUGGGUGAUACGCUGGACGUUGUAGUGAUGGGUGGUUAUUUGGGAAAAGGGAAACGUACUGGAAAUUAUGGAGGAUUUUUAUUAGGUUGUUAUGACGAAGACAGCGAAGAAUACCAAAGUAUAUGCAAGAUAGGAACCGGUUUUAGUGAUGAGGAUUUGCAAAAACAUGCGGAAUUUUUCAAGGAUCACGUCAUUUCACAACCGAAACCUUAUUAUAGAUUCGAUAGUUCUUUGGAACCUGAUCAUUGGUUUGAUGCUGUACAAGUUUGGGAAAUCAAAUGCGCGGAUUUGUCAUUAUCUCCUGUACAUAGAGCAGCUUUGGGAAUCAUUGAUCCGGAAAAAGGUAUUUCACUGCGUUUCCCUAGAUUUUUGAGAGUAAGGGAUGAUAAAACUGUGGAAGAAGCCACAACGUCGCAACAAAUAGCUCGAUUGUAUUCCAGUCAGGAACAAGUUAAGAACCAACAGCAAUCUAAUAAGAUAGAAGAUGAAGAUUUUUACUGAAAUGAAUGUUCUUAUGUAACUUGUUCGCAAUAAAUAACAUUUUAAUUUUUUUACGAAU